This is a messenger RNA of Chara braunii, 3214 nucleotides long. Lineage: Eukaryota; Viridiplantae; Streptophyta; Charophyceae; Charales; Characeae. The record is from the annotation of a GenBank genome assembly.
GUGGUGCUACAAAAUCCGAUUAGUUGCUGAAUGGAGUGAUUUGCUUACUUUUCUUAAUAGGGGUUCUGACUCAAAAGACCGGACGAAAUGGCUGAAGCUAAUUCUAAUGGUGGUGGGAACAAGAUAACACUCGACGAUUUGGUCGAGGCUUUGGACCGACAAGAACUGGUUCGUGGUAGUGUUCCGAAAGUUGAAACCUUCUUGUUCAAGGGAGAGCGCGUCUCAGUUUGGCUCGGGUUGGUCGAGCAGGCGAUGGUUGGAGUAGCGGAUGCGGUGAAGUUCCAACGUAUCUUGAAGUACGUAUACCAUGGUCUGCACGAAGAAGUCAAGAAAUUUAUAGCGGCAUCAAAUGACGGGUGGUCCCGAUUUAAAGAUGGGAUGCAGAGGAAGUAUCGAUUGGGUGAUGGGCUGCUAACGACGGCAGAUCUGGAAGCCGUUAACAGGAAUGACUACACCACAGUUGGGGCGUUGGCUGAGGACUUUAAGAAAAAGUCGAGAAAGGUCUCAGGGAUUUCGGAAGAGGAACAAUGUGCCAUCUUCCUCGGAUUGUUUAAAUCCUCGGAGGCCCAGGAGCUCACGAGCAAAGGAGGAGGAGGUGAAAAGCUUACCUGGGCUACAAUUGACAAAGGAGUACAGGAAGGUGACUUGGACGAGGUCCACCCCAAGCAUCGCAGGCUAGCGUGGCGGGAGGGGGGAACCAGGGGCAGGGUGGACAAGGGAAUGGCGACAGAGUCCAAGGUGGACGAGGAGGUGGCGGAAGAGGACAAGGGCGAAAUGGUGGGGGCCGUGGUGGAGGAUGGAAUGGCCAAGGAGGCCAGGGCCAAGGCAACUAAGGCGGUUAGGAAGGGGGCCAAGGAUAUGGAAGGCCCCGGUUUGAUUGGCGGAAUGUCAUUUGCCGGCAUUGUGGCGCAAGAGGCCCUUAGGCGAGCAGCGGCAGGGUCAGCACCCCCGGCCAUGUUUAGGCUAUGGCAAGAAAGGGAAGGCCCGACUGUACGGGUCGAGGAGAUCGUGGGGGAGAAUGAAGAGGUGACUCAGCGACUAAAGGCGGGGACUAUAAAGGAAGAGCCAAUAGUCGUUGAGUCAGAUGAUGAGGAAUUGGGAGAGUGUAUUGCAAUGGUAGACACGGGCGCCGAGAUGAAUAUCAUCCGCGAGAGGGAUGCGAUUAUGUUGGGAUUGGAGGUCGAUCGCUCGGACCACGGCAUACUACAUGGUGCCAAUUACAUGGCGAUCUUUUGCGGCACGACGUCCAAUGUGAUUGUAGAGAUCGACAAAGUAUGGGCGAGGGCUUGCUUCUUUGUCAUGCCAGACGUUGAUCAUCUUAUCCUCUUGGGGAGAUCGUUCCAGUGCAGGACAAAGACUUUGAUUUUCAAUAAGCAUGAUGGGGCGAUGAUCCUGCUCAUGAGUGAUCCGGCCUGUGGAAAUUAUGAGGUUAUCACCUGUCGGAACACAGGGUCAAGGAGUGGAAGGAAUUGGCCUUACCUCGGCUCGUUCACUUAUGAGGAAUCCGAGAACGAGCGACGAAGGCUCUGGGAGGCGCCUGAGGAGGAAGGAGGGGCCGGAGUGCUGUCACUGAGCCUCACUGAUGUGAAUAAGGCCAUGGAAGUGGUUGCAGCGCAUGAUAUGGCAGACCCGGAAGCAAUCAAGGCGCUGAGGGAACAAGUUUUGGAAAGCCCUCAAGAAGGAGAGGUGAAAUUGAUCUAUCGGCUUCCAGGUACACAUAGCUUGGCGGAAGAAGUGAGGACGAUAGAGGAGGGCCCUACUCAGGUAGAGAAGCACGAGCAGCUGAUGGGAGGAAUGUAUCUCCUUACGAACACGCUUCUGCAAGGGGAUUUUGAUCAAAGAGGCUCAUUGAAUCCGGCGGAAGGUGAGGAUUUUGUGCCUGAAAAUCAGGAUGAUGAGUUUGAGGAAGGAGAGAUCAAAAAAAUUUUUCGUGCAGAGGAAUAUGAUCGGAUCUACCUUGAAUUGGAGCUACUUUUGUCUUGUGAGAUGAGGGAUAGAGAUGCAAGUGCUAAGGCACAGAAGAUGAGAGAUGGUCAUUUGUUUAUAAAACGACAAGUCAGGAAUCCCAAGCAAAUUGUAUGCGGGAGAAACCGACAGAUCGAUAUUAUUACAGCAUUGCACGAUGGCAUAGCAGGAGGGCACAAAGGGGUAAGUGCCACGUACGCUAAGAUAAGCGAGUUAUAUUACUGGAGUGGAAUGUUGGACAUGGUCAUCAAAUACUGCCAGUCCUGUGUACCUUGCCAAGAGAGAUCGGCGCAGAGGCCAGGGGAACCCCUACACCCAAGGUUGAGGAGAGAAGUGGGCGCAGUUGUACAUUUGGAUCUACUCUUCAUGCUUGUUGGGGAGAACGGGUAUAACUAUACCUUCGAUGCGCGAGACAACCUUAUUGGGCUUAUGGACGGUCGGGCCAUUCGCACGAAGACCGACCAAGUUUUGGAGAGCUGCAUUGAAGAGUAUUACCAACGCUACCCUUUCGUCAAGGAGUUCGUGAUGGAUCGAGGAUCGGAGUUCACCUGCAAAGAGGAGCAAACGUUGCUUGCGGGGUAUGGCACAAUGACGAAUUAUAUUACCGUUGCACAUUCUCAAGCAAAAACACCGGUGGAAAGGAGACAUAGUACUAUCACGAAUCUCCUAGCUAAGUGGACAGAAGGUAGACCCGGUCAAUGGUCGAAGUUCCUGCGAGCAACCCUCUUCGUUGAGAAUAUCACGGUGAAGAGUACUACCAAGUACGUGCCGGCCACUUUGUGGUAUGGGAGGUAUGUCACCUUUCCCAUAGAAAGCUUCCUGAAGACUUGGAGGUGCCAAGACUUGGAGACCAACCUGUCUUCCGAAGAGUUGCUCGAUAUUCGGGCACGGCAGGUGGGUGCUGCUGAAGAAAGGAUACAAGAAACCUCCAAUCAGGUGGAAAAAGGCCGCAUGAACGACAAGAUGCAGUGGGAUCAGAUGGCGCGAGUGCGAAAGGAACCAUUGGCAAUUGGGGACGUCGUAUUGUUGUACGAUUCCUCUUUGGAGAAGCAAUGGUCGAGGAAACUCGACAAACGGUGGUUGGGACCCUAUAGGAUCGUGCGAUGCGGCGAGUUCGGAGCCUACCAGAGCGAGGAGUUGGACGGAACCGAAUGGAAGGAUUAGGUAUCAGGGACAAGGUUGAAGAAAUCCGUGGUCCGGCAAUAGGUAAAUGGCUCUAUACCCCUUUUGAUAAACCCUUGUCUUAAAG